AUGCGAAGAGCAUCCUCGAUCAACAUGUUGAACAAUGGAGAUGCUGCCAUCCACUCCCCUCUCUCAAUUCUCUCCUCUCAAUCCUUCACUCUCAAUACUUCAACCACUUCAUCAUCGGAAUACCGUGAUGAGGAUGACACCACAACAUCUCAGGUGAUGAUGAAUGGUUCACUCCAACAAAUUUCACAACAAUUUCUAGAUCCGAAAACCGAACAAAUUCUCAAAGAUAUUAAUUCCAAAUUUGAUGAUUUUUGUCUACACGCCAAAGCUAUUCAUGAAAACGAGAGUGAAUUACGUUUCAUAUUUGGUCCGAGUACUUUGACACAUUUGAUAGAAGGAAAUUUACAGGUGGAAUAUGAGGGAUAUUUGUUUAGUCAUGCAUUGGUGUUGAUUGCAAAAAGUAAUAACACCUAUGAGGUGUUUGCAUUGAGUGAGAGUUUGAGUAGUAGUUGUUUGGUGAAUAGUUUGAGUGGAAGUUUGACACAACAACUGACACUUGAAACAAACACUCCUAACACAAUUUCACAACCUUUGGCUCUACAAAUACCAUCCUCACCUCCACUUUAUAAAAUUGUAAAAUUUCAUGAUGAUAUCACAGUGAGAGCCAUUCCAAACUCUGGAGAAUUUCAAAAUGCAUUCUGUUUGCAGGAUUUUAAAGGAGAUAAUGCUCAAGUGUUCAUGACCAAUGAAAGUCACUUGAGACAGUUAUGGAUUGAUCAAAUUAAGAAUAUUAUUGAACCACCUUUCUUUUCAGAGAGUGACAAAAAGAAAAUAUUGGAUGACAUUCAAAAACAUUUAAAUGAUACAACAGAUAGUGUCGAAGAGUAUUAUGACGAACCAUUAUCAGGAUUGACACCCCAUGUUCCAAUUAAGAAUACUUGUGAAUUUAUUGAAUUUAGUAAUGGAUUGACUCAAGAGGUCAAUUUUGCUACAUUACAAAAGUUAUUUCAACACUUGACUGAUCCUGAAGAACAUGACAAUAAUUUUGUCUUUACAUUUUUAUUGACUUACAAAUCAUUUACAACAUCGGAAGAUUUAUUGGACUAUCUCAUGACACGAUACAAUACAGCACCUCCUCCCAAUCUCAAUAUUCGAUAUAAUUUUCACUCGACAUGGAAACCACAAUUGUAUGAUGUGAGAUUGAAAAUUUGCAAUAUUGUAUUCUUUUGGAUUGACAAACAUUUUUACAAUUUUCGAUCUGAACCCGUACUUCAACACAAAAUGGACAAAUUCAUUUUACUGAUCGAGAAUACCAAGAUGGAAAAAGCAGCGCAAAUAAUUAGAUCAUCAUGGAACAACAAGAGAAAGGAAAGAAAUACAUUCACGAUUCAACAAUUCGAGAGGCAACAACGACAAGUAGAAUUACUCAAAAGACAAUACGCCGAGGAGACAUCUCCUAAACAAAAAAAGACAAACAAAAUCUCAUCUAUUUUCAACUUUACUUCAAAAUCAGAAUCAGAAGCGUUUUCGAGCAUUUCCAAACAAUUGUUGGAGGACAACCCUCUUAUAGAGAAGGCAUCUGAAAUUGCCAAGCAUUUGACCAUGAUUGAGAUGGAAAUUUUCAAUAGAAUCCAGCCAAAGGAAUGUCUCAACCAAUCUUGGUCAAAAGAGAACCAACGAAAAAUGGCUCCCAACAUUUACGCUCAAAUUCAAAAAACAAACCACAUGGUAACCUUUGUUUCGUUGCAUAUUCUUAAUCCAGAAAAUGCCAAAGAACGAGCCAACGUCAUUCAAAAAUUUAUUAACAUUGCUCAAGAACUGAGGAAUUUGAACAACUUUAACACACUUAAAGGAAUCAUGAUGGCACUCAACUCGAAUAGUGUCUUUAGAUUGAAAAAAUCUUGGGAAUUGGUUACAGAAAAGAAACGACAGCAAUUCGAAGAGCUUUCAAAGCUGGUUUCUCACGAGUCAAAUUUCAAGGCAUUGCGAGAAUGUAUGAAACACACUCAUCUACCAAGUUUGCCUUAUAUCGGUGUUUUUCUGUCGGAUUUAACAUUUUGUGAAGAAGGAAAUUGUGACAUGAAAGAUGGUACCAAAAUUAACUUUUUCAAGAGAAGACAAUUAGCAUCGGUCAUUAAGAAAAUUCAAAAGUACCAAAAAACUCCUUAUAAUCUUCCUACACGUGGUGAAUUGUCAACAAAACUCAAUGCCAUCCAUUUCAGUGCUGCCUUCAACGAGGACUACCUUUAUGAAUUAUCUCUAAAACGAGAACCAAGACAAUAA
Naegleria lovaniensis is the source of this 2223-nucleotide messenger RNA. RefSeq lists its product as uncharacterized. Gene Ontology annotation, molecular function: guanyl-nucleotide exchange factor activity. Gene Ontology annotation, biological process: Ras protein signal transduction; positive regulation of GTPase activity. Gene Ontology annotation, cellular component: plasma membrane. The transcript has 2 exons. The record is from RefSeq and is a predicted model, not a curated record. The coding region runs from base 1 to 2223 and encodes 740 amino acids. NCBI's taxonomy places the organism in Eukaryota, Heterolobosea, Eutetramitea, Acrasida, Naegleriidae.